This is a messenger RNA of Aspergillus mulundensis, 684 nucleotides long. RefSeq lists its product as uncharacterized. Lineage: Eukaryota; Fungi; Ascomycota; Eurotiomycetes; Eurotiales; Aspergillaceae. The record is from RefSeq and is a predicted model, not a curated record. The transcript is spliced from 2 exons. Gene Ontology annotation, molecular function: phosphatidate phosphatase activity. Bases 1 to 684 code for a protein of 227 amino acids. Gene Ontology annotation, biological process: phospholipid metabolic process.
AUGCCUCUCCCCCAACUCAAGGACCUUCCGGGCAUGCCGAGAGGUCACGCGAGCUUCUCCAUCAGCGUUGUUCUUUCGUACAUCGUUGACUGGAUUCUUAUCGUCGGUAUCGCCCUCAUCGGCUUUGGCUUCCACGAGGUCGAGCCAAACCACAUGCCUUUCUCCCUGACCGACAUAAGCUUCUCAUACCCCCACAUAAAAGAUGACACAAUCAGCACCGCCGUGCUGGCCGUCGUCUCGCUCAUCGCUCCCGCCGUGCUAAUCGCAGUCGUAUGCCUGCUCCUCACACCGGGUGCAUCCAUCGACAGAUCAAACUCGGCCUUGGACUCGCGCCCCCCAUCUAAAGCCCUCCUCCUACGGCGCAAGAUCUGGGAAUGGAACGCAGGCUGGCUGGGUCUUGCGCUGGCUUGCGCGGGCGCAUUCAUGGCUACUGAGGGUCUAAAGGAUCUAUAUGGCAUGCCGCGGCCAGAUAUGCUUGCGCGGUGCGAUCCGGAUCUGGAGAAUGUUGCGUCUUUUGCGGUUAGUGGGCUUGGGCAGAGGCUGCAGGGGGCCCCGACGCUGGUCAGCUGGGACAUUUGCCGCAAUAAGGCGGAUAUCGUCAAGAACGAUGCUUUCGUUAGCUUUCCGAGUGGACAUUCGUCUUGUAUAUUCAUGUCCUUCUUCGCUGGAGACGCGCAAUGCUAA